AUUACUUACCCAAAAAACGAAAAAAAAGAAGAUGAAAGUUUGGUCAUUGGGUGGCCUCAACCGAACUUCUUGUUCUCUCUCUAAAAUAUUCUCACCCUUUCUCUCUCUAAGUUAACAACCACCCACUCGCGAAAAAUUUGCUACCUUCUCUCUUUUUCUUUUUUUCUUUAGUCCUUUACAAAGGGGUGGAAAAUUUGAAUGUAAAAAACCAAGAAAUGAGAAGCGUUCCCUGUAAUCAACACCUUAAUAAUAAUGUCGCUCUUUUAAUGGCUGGCUUCUACAUUCCAAGUUCAAGACUAACGACUACUAUGUGCAAAUGCAUUUUCUCUGAAUUUAUCAAUUCUUGAUGUGGAUGAAGAGAACCCAGUAGAGAGAGACCCAAAGCUUAUCUUCUCUGCAGAAUUUGAGAAAGAGACCAAAACCCACUCCAUCUCUGCGAAAUCUCCCAAUGUGAACAACCCAACUGCAAAUGCCAUUCCAUCGCUGGGUUCUUUGGAGAUCUGAGAGCUCUGGGAAGCCAUGCGCAUUCCAAAGAAUUCCCUUUUCAUUUCUUCUCUCAUCAUUUGCUGGUACUCCUCCAACAUUGGAGUUCUUCUCCUCAACAAAUACCUUCUUAGCAACUACGGAUUCAGGUACCCAAUCUUCCUCACGAUGUGCCAUAUGGGUGCCUGUGCAUUAUUGAGCUACCUGAGCAUAGUUUGGCUAAAGAUGGUUCCUCUUCAGGCCAUUAAGUCAUGGACUCAAUUCCUCAAAAUUGGAGCUCUAAGUGUUGUGUUUUGUGGUUCGGUAGUUGGAGGAAACAUAUCUUUAAGGUUUUUGCCCGUCUCAUUUAACCAGGCAGUUGGGGCCACCACCCCAUUUUUUACUGCUCUCUUUGCGUAUCUCAUGACCUUCAAGAGAGAGGCAUGGCUCACUUAUGCAGCCCUUGUGCCCGUUGUUGCAGGCGUGGUUAUUGCAAGUGGGGGAGAGCCAAGCUUCCACUUGUACGGUUUUAUCAUGUGCAUUGGAGCAACAGCAGCAAGGGCUUUCAAGUCAGUCCUUCAGGGGAUAUUGUUGUCAUCAGAAGGGGAGAAGUUGAAUUCCAUGAACUUGUUGCUGUAUAUGUCACCUAUGGCAGUUUUGGUUUUGUUGCCUGCUGUUCUUGUCAUGGAAUCAAAUUUGGCAGAUGUCGUUCUUUCACUUGGAAAGGAUAGGUUUAUGUUUUUCCUUCUUUUGGUGAACUCUGCCAUGGCUUACUCAGUGAACUUGUCCAACUUCUUGGUGACAAAGCAUACCAGUCCUCUGACUCUCCAGUUUAUUUGAAGGCCCAUUGUCCAAGACAAUGUUCACUGAGGGAAUUCGACAAGGACAUCUAUAUGUGUCGAAUGAUGGAUCGAGGAAGCUCCCAUUGUUAGUCUCUUCAUUUCAAAUCAGCGAGGAUGUGAAUGUUUGACAUCACUAAGUCAUUGCAGUGUUGAUUCAAUCAGUAGGUUAUUUGAAGAGGGUUUAAUCCCAACAUUAUUUGAAAGAUAGAGAAUUUGUUUUUAUGUCACGUUUGUCAGUUGGGUAGACAUUCCCAAAUUCUCUUUUCCAAUUCUUACAAAAGAUCUUUCUUGCUUUUUGAAUUAAUUCAUUCCUAUGUAUGGGGAGCUACACCAGUUGAUUUUUCUUCUCAUACCAAAUAUUAUGUGAUCUUUGUCGUUGAUUUUUCGGGGUAUACUUGGAUUUAUUUCCUCCAGGAAAAAUCUCAAGUAUUCAAAACAUUUGUACAAUUUAAAAAUUUGUUGAGAACCAUUUUCAUAGACCAAUCUUUUUUUUGUUCAUAGUGAUGGGGGAGCUGAGUUCUCAUCUCAUGCAUUAAGAAUUACUUAAAGAAUAAUGAGGUAGAGCAACAAAUUUGUGUCUCUAUAGUCCACAAUCAAAUGGUGUAGUGGAACGAAGGCAUCACCAUAUUGGCAAGGUUUCCUUUUCCUUGAUGUACGCUCGUGGGAUAAAAAAAUAUUCACGUGCUGAAGCUUUUCACAUGACUGGUUAUGCCUACAUAGAUUGCCUUCUAAGUUUUGAAUGACCAAACUCCUUAUGAUGUGUUUUAUGAUAAGCCUGUUGAUUAUUCAUUUCUUUGAUCUUUUGGAUGUAAUGCUUUAUGUUUAUGUAGGUCAGAGUCAAAGGAAAAAACUUUCUUCUAAAGCAGAAGCAUGUGUUUUUUAUUGGAUAUUAAGACAGUUAUAAAUGCUAUUGCUAUUCUAGCCCUAGGAAUAAACGUGUCCGCAUCUCAAGAAAUGUUCCUUGAUGAAAAGAGGAUGUGCAAUCCACCUAAAACUAUUUUACAUGCAAGAUGAAAACAGGGCAAGUGAGGGCAUGGUUCGAGAUAAUUAGCAGGAUUCAGCUCGUCUGCCACCCCAUUCACCUCCCUAUAGACAUGAUUGUAGCCCAUGUCUUUCCAAGUAGAAGUUCCCAAGUUCCAUAAAUGGCUUACCUAACAGCUAAGGUAGGGAGGAGCCCUACAUUACCCCAACCACCCGACGAGUAACUGCCCCUUGAGGUGCUACGCUUUGCAGCUGGCCCGAUCCAAAGCAAUCCGGGUCUAUGUUUAUUUUCAACUCCUUAAAGCAUUUUGUCGCUUGCUACACCCUUCCUCCUCUUUGGGUGAAUACGUAUCUAUCAUAAGCCUUUCUUCAUUUCAACCUCGCCAUUAACGUUAGGUCUAUGCCAUCCUAACCUAAGGUGCUACUAGAAUGGAAGGAUCUUAUAAACAUCCAUGAAUGAGAAAUAUGUAUGCAAACUGAAAAUAUCUAUUUAUGGUGUAAAGCAAGCCUCUUCUACCUGAUUUCAAAGUUUUUAUCAUGCAAUAGAGGUCUAUGGUUCUAUGAGGACAACAAGGGA
Molecule: messenger RNA, 2862 nt
Organism: Amborella trichopoda
Lineage: Eukaryota; Viridiplantae; Streptophyta; Magnoliopsida; Amborellales; Amborellaceae
Product: UDP-URONIC ACID TRANSPORTER 1
Source: RefSeq, a predicted model, not a curated record